Selaginella moellendorffii is the source of this 2166-nucleotide messenger RNA. Its product is annotated as skin secretory protein xP2. Lineage: Eukaryota; Viridiplantae; Streptophyta; Lycopodiopsida; Selaginellales; Selaginellaceae. The record is from RefSeq and is a predicted model, not a curated record. The transcript is spliced from 6 exons. Bases 455 to 2098 code for a protein of 547 amino acids.
UGGAUCUUAAGGGUACUGACUUUUUCAUUGCCUUUCCAGUGAAGCAUAGAAACUUAAAGAUUGGAGGUGUGCUAGAACCAAACAACCUCAGGUGGCAUAUCUCUUCCCCUCUCUUUUAUUUGGCAUUCAAGGUAGUUAUGGACACCCUUUCGGCAAAGAUCAUUCAAGUUUAAAGCACUCCUCAAAGCUCUUGUGGCGCAGCCCCAAACAUCCGACAUGCGAUCGCAGAAGUGCGUAGUUACAUUGUAACAGGUUCUUUAGAAAUUCUUUUUUCGUUUUUGUUUUUCUCUUCUUUUGUACACGUAAUUUACAGCGACGGGGGUUCAAUACCCUUCCUAAGAAUUUUUACUUUAAACCGAGGUGUCGUAACUACCGCCUCUUCACGUCUCGCGCGCUUCGUCUCCUUCGGUUUUCCAGCUUCUCAUGUGUCUGAUAUAAAGGAAAACCGCUUAUCAUGACGCGGGGGCUACUUUUCUUACUGGUGCUGCUCUUCAUGAGUAGCAUCGUCAGCUGUGACUUGGAGUGCGAGGAUUUGCCGGCAGAGGAUUGUGCAUUUGCGGUCUCGUCGUCGGGAGCCAGAUGCAUGCUUCAAAACGCAACCAACGAACUGAAAUGCCAAACGUCCAUGGUCAUGUCGGACAAAAGAGUGGAAUGGAUUGAGAGUAGCGAGUGUAUGCAGUCGUGUGGAGUCGACAGAAUGACGGUUGGAAUGUCCCCAGACGCGUUGCUCGACAAGUCUUUUCUUCCCAAGCUCUGCAGCCCGAGCUGUCAGAUUAGCUGCCACAACAUUUUCGAUCUUUACGUUAGUCUCGCCGUUGGCGAAGGUUUCUACUUACCGAGUCUCUGCCAAACACAACCUGUGAGGGUGCACAGAAAGAUGAAGGUCGACUCGACUCCUCUUAUCAAGCCUCCGGACGAGAGUCUUCCAGCUCCAGCUCCAGCGCCCGAAUUAUCAGCAGCUCAAGGAAGUGUCCCCGCGGGCUCGCCGUCGCCAACGUCAACUCCAUCUAUUCAAGCACCAGCUCAAGCACCAGCAAUUCAAGUACCAGUUCCAGCACCAGCACCAGCAAUUCAAGCACCAGAACAGGCAGAAGCAGUGCAAGCACCAGUUCCAGCGCCGCAGCAUGUCCAAGCACCGGCUCCAGCACCAGAGCAAGCAAAUGAGCCACCGGCACCAGUACCAGCUCUUCCAGUUUCAGUCGCGGCUCCGGCACCAGAGCUAACUCUAGCUCCGGCCCCGGUUUUACCAGCGGAGGAGCCUGUUCCAUUCUCGCCAACUUUGACACCAGCCGAGGAGCCUUUCCAGCCUUUCCCAUCUCCGCCAACUUUCGCACCGGCAGAGGAGCCGUAUCCAUCGCCAGUGGUGGCAGCACCAGCGGCAGAGCCAGCUCUAGCGGAGGAGCCAGCUCCGGCUCCAGUGGCUGAAGAGCCCGUCCAAGUUCCGGCCGAGCAACCAGCCGAAGCUCUUGCUCCAUCUCUCGAAGACGGCGGCUGGUCUCAAGAAGUCGAAACUCCAGCGCCGGCUCCAGUGGCUGCCUUGGCCGAGGCGGAGGCUCCUUCGGCUGCUACACCGAUUUACGAGUCACACUUUGAGCUCGAAGCCCCGCCUCCAAGCACGUACUACGACGAGGAGCCAGCAGCAGCACCAUCGGAGGAAUCUGGCGUCGCGGAGGCUCCAAGUUCUUCGAGUUCUUACGAGGAAGCUGUCCCGCCAACUUUGUUUGAUGGUGGUGCCGAGGGACCAGUGGAAGCACCGAAUGCUUUGGAAGGACCGGCUCCCUCCCAGGAAGAAGAAGCUCCGCCGCCAGGUUUCUAUGGCGAGGAAGAAGCUCCGGCCCCGGAUUUGCUCGCGAGCGGAGAAGAAGGCGAAGCUCCAUCUCCAUACAGCGAAGAAGAAGAAGCUCCAUCUCCAGCGUUUGAGCAACCGGAAGGAGGAGCUGAAGAAUCUGAGCAGCAACAAGGAGGAACUCGAGCUCCAUCUCCAGCGAUUGAGAAAGCUCCAUCUCCAGCAUUUGAGCAGCAACAAGGAGGAACUCCAUCUCCAUCUCCAGCGUUUGAGAACCAACAAGGAGGAGGAGCUCCACCACUACCUUUUUAAAUUUCCCUCGUAGUUUUGUAAUAUUAAGUCACUCGCGAUGCGUGAUGGAAAGAUUUCUCUUGCUGGAA